AUGACUUAUAACUUUGAUGAUAACGAUACCGAAAAUAAUGAUUCUACUUCCAUUAUUGAACCUAUUGAUUCACAAAAUAGUAUUUUUUCACUCAAAUCAAAUAUUGUUAAAUAUGAAUCCCCUUCCUUCAAAUUUAAUAUUACGACGAGUCCUUCUUUAAUAAUUAAUAAUAUACUGUUCUUUAACAAUUUUAUUACAAAAUUUUUUAAAGAGUUAUUAAAAGAAUUAUAUACACUUCUUUUAGAUAUAGAAUUUAAAGAUGAUACUGAUAUAUUAAAUAUAUUUAUAAAUAAUUUUUUAUUUGAUUAUGAUUUAGACCCUAAAAAUGUACUCGAAAUCAUGACCAGUAAUUCUCAAAAUAUUUUUUAUUAUUCAAGUUUAAUCGGAUUUUUUUAUCAAAAUGGAAUCGGAUGUGAGGUUGAUGAAAUUAAAGCAUUUGAAAUAUUUUCUAAUUCAGUUAAAAAUAAUCAAAAAGCGUUAUUAAACCACUUCACUUUUGAUCAAAAAAAUGAAAGCAUUAGUUUUUGCAAUGAUGAUAUUAAAGAGUUGAAUGAAAUAAUUACACAAUAUUUUUAUUCUUUAUUUCUUUAUAAAGAUAUUAUUUUAAAUAGAAGAAAUAAUUAUAAAUUUUAUAUUAAAAAUGCUGAAAAGGGAGAUUCAGCAUCACAAUAUUAUAUAGGAAAUUAUCAUUAUAUCAAAAAAGAUUAUGAUAAGGCGAUUGAAUGGUAUACAAAAUCAUCAGAAGGGGAAAACAUUAAAGCAACAUAUAGUCUGGGUGUUUGUUAUAAUUUCGGACUUGGUAUUAAAAAAGAGGAAAAGAAAGCAUUUGAAUUAUUUUUAAAAUCUGCGGAAGGAGGAUAUAAAUAUGCAUUAAAUGUAGUGGGAUAUUGUUAUUAUAAUGGAUAUGGUAUUUUAAAAGAUGAAAAUAAAGCCUUUGAAUUUUAUUUAAAAGCUGCAAAAAAAGGUCAUGGUACAAGUCAAUAUUUAGUAGCAAAUUGGUAUAAUGAUGGAAAACAUGUUUUAAGAAAUGAAGAAAAAGGAUUUUAUUGGAAUAGAAAAGCUGCAAUAAAUGGUAAUGUUAAUGCACAAUUUGAAUUAGCAGAAUAUUAUAUUGAUAGUUCUAUUAAUAAAAAUGAAAGAAAAGCAUUUAAGUGGUAUUAUAAAUUAGCCAAUGAAAAUAAAGUAAGAGCAAUUUAUUUAGUUGCAAAAUGUUAUAGAGAUGGAAUUGGAAUUGAUAAAAAUUUAAAAGAGGCUACAACAUGGAUUAAGAAAUACGAAUUAUCAAAGUUUUUUGGAAAACCACAAAUUACCUUAAAUGAUUUUUUGAAUGGCUCAGACAUUGAUGCUUUUUCGAUAUCACCGUUUACAAGAAUGUGUUAUUAA
Rhizophagus irregularis DAOM 181602=DAOM 197198 is the source of this 1383-nucleotide messenger RNA. RefSeq lists its product as uncharacterized. The record is from RefSeq and is a predicted model, not a curated record. NCBI's taxonomy places the organism in Eukaryota, Fungi, Glomeromycota, Glomeromycetes, Glomerales, Glomeraceae. Gene Ontology annotation, molecular function: protein binding.